UCAGGUAGCGCGACAGCAACAGCCUUGGUCUGGUGUGACACUUGUCGUCGCCUGUUACUCACGGCUAACAUUAGCUCUGGUCGGGCUCGGUAGGUUUGGGCUGGGUCGGGUCAGUACGUUACUUCCCUCACUUGCCCAGUAAACACUAUGGCGGCUGCGGAUCCCCGGUCCUCGAGUGACGGCGGGGCGGCCAGCAGAGGAGGAUACUCGGCCGGAGAGAGCAGCAGCGACCGCGACGGGCAGGGCGGCAGCAGCGGCGGCGGCGGCAGCGGGGAGGGCGAACGGGAGCGGGACCGGGCCACCUUCGAGUGCAACAUUUGUUUGGACACUGCCAGAGACGCUGUCAUCAGUAUGUGCGGACACUUGUUCUGCUGGCCCUGUCUCCAUCAAUGGUUGGAGACACAGCCCAGCAGGCAGCAGUGUCCUGUUUGUAAAGCAGGCAUCAGCAGGGAGAAAGUCAUCCCGCUGUACGGCAGAGGAAGCUCCAGCCAGGAAGACCCCAGGUUGAAAACUCCACCUCGGCCUCAGGGACAGAGAACAGAGCCAGAGAGUCGAGGCGGGAUGUUUCAGGGCUUUGGGGACACUGGCUUUCACAUGUCUUUCGGCAUCGGUGCUUUCCCCUUCGGCUUUUUCACCACAGUCUUCAACGCCAACGACCCUUUUCACAGAGCAGACCAGUACGCAGGCGAUCACCAAGGCAAUGGCAACCUCAACAACGGCAAUAACAACUGGCAAGACUCCCUCUUCCUCUUCGUGGCCAUCUUCUUCUUCUUCUGGCUGCUGAGCGUGUGAUGGAGAGCAGACGGGAUGGGUGGGUGGAUGGAUCAACAAGAGGAUCGAUGAGCGGAAGGGAGGAGCGCAAUAAAACAAAACAAAAAACAAACAAAAAAAAAAACUCACACACUAAACUCCAGCCACAGACACACACUCAUUUGACAUUUCCCAGCAGGUACUAACUUGGGAGAGAGCGGAGGAUUGUGUUUGAUUCCAAAACAAGAAAUACAGGAUGUAUUAUACACACUAUAUUUGGUUUUCUCCUCCUGGCAAAGGCAGAUUCGCUUCAGGAAUCUCAGCCCCACCCACCUGCUUUGCUGAUUUUGUUUAUGCAAGACGCACUCACUGGAAAGCAGUGGUGUGUGAACCCCGAAAAAAGUCAUAUUGGCCCUCCCUCUCUACAUGCACCUGUAGAUAAAUAACUACAAAAAUAACUUGGGGUUCGGAGACAGUAUUAAGUGAUCAGGGUAAGCUAUGUAAAGGAUUUUUUUGCGCAGAAAAGAGGUGGGUGGAGGAUAAUUCAGGGCAGUGACUAAUUCUGUUUUGGUUUUUCACAUUCCUCUUGAAGGUUUAGUAAGCCAAGAGACAGAGGAGGAGGCACGUUGUGGAAAGUUUAACGGGCUAAAACAGGGAAGACGGGGUAUGAGAUUACGUAGUGGUUGCCAUAGCAACUCUUCCUUCAAAAGGCCAAAGAGUAGUGGAUCAGUCAUGUACGAUGUCGGGUGGGUGGGUGAAAAAUGUAAGUUAUGUUCCUGUUUACAGUUUCCUCAAAAAUUGAACAAGUACUCCUUAAAAUGGAUCGACGGAUAGAAACAGCACAGGUGGAUGCAUUUCUUAUAUACAUUUGUCUUAACAAAACCUGCCAUUGCACUGUGAAGUCAUUUGUAGAUGAGGCUGUCCUAAAGAUUGGUGUGUUCGCUGGUGUUUAACCACUUGUCGUGUCUUUCCUCACAAAGCUGUACAGACGUGAAUGGGUGUGCCGUCAAAGGGUCGGUUUGGGAGAUUUUUGCAUCAACACGAGCAACUUAGGAGAGAAAAAAGCAAUCUGACGCACAGUUUGUUGAUUACAGAGCAAAAGUUCUGGCUGAUAAAGGAGCUUGAUGAUAUGCUGCACUGUGUGUCACGACAGCAGAGUCGAUGCACUGUAACAAGUGAGGAGAAACAAGGUCAGCGUGUUAGAAUUUACAGGAAUGACGUGCAGCAGUUCAAUGAACUUUCUGUCGCAGUUGAUUUGUUUUCUUCCUGACUGUAUGUGUCUGUGUGUCUGAGUGAGUGUGUAAACAUUAUAUAUUUGUACAUAUGAAUAUUGUAAAUGCUGUUUUUACGUGUUUUCUGAGUGGAUGAGCAGCCACAGAGGGCAACGGAGGACGAGGCGAGCGAGGGGGCCCUCAAGAUGUUUUUGUAAAGUUAGAAACAAUUCCUGGUUUUUCAUCAGUUCCCUCCUUUUUACUCGAGAAAAGUCUCGCAGCCAAAGUUAAUAACUCUUCUGCCAACCUCUCCUUCAAGUUAAGGCGAGACAUUCCAGGUGAAAACAGUUUCCAUGCGCUGUCAGUCUUGAGAUUUUGGGCUAAUUUUGCUUCCAUAACAUGUCCAAAAUACACAAAUGUGAAAAAAAAAACGACUUUUUUUGUAUGGCUGUUGACAGUAUUUUCUGAUUUAUGGAGUGAUAAUAUUCCCUCUGUAAAACCUUUGACUCUUAAUAUGUCAACAAAAUCAAACAAGAACUUUGAACCCAGCUUUAUCCAAUGUUAGUCAGGAAACAUACGCAAAUUAGUGUAUAACUAAUUAAAUAAUUUGCAUAAUUAAACAUAUAAUGUCAGAAAACUUGUAAUACAAAAAAUAACAGUGUUAAUGUUAGUAAUAAAUUAGGGAAGUUUCAUGGUGAUGGUUAAAUUUAGUUACUUUUUUUUUACCCUAUUCACUUGUUGUUUCUUAUUAUUUGUCUAAAAAAAAAAUUACAUUUUACAAUACAUAUCUUUAAAGUCUGAGCCAGAAAUCAACAUUUCAGUUGCACUUACAUACACCAAAUUUUCCAGUUUUAUUCUCAUACAUAUUCUGUUGGUUUUUACAAAGGGGUUUGUUUAUAUAUCAUUCACAGACUGAUUUAUGUAACUUUUAUUCCUAAAAUCAUUAAGAAAUUAGAUUUUUUUUUUUUUUUUUUUCAUUAUUGCUGCUGACAGUAUUUUCUGAUUUAUGGAGAGGUGAUAGAGAUAUCAAAAAAUCCUCCUUUGAGCCUCCUUUCCUUCUAUAACAGAAUUUUGAAUCUGGCAUUGUCCAUUGUUCAGAUUUCCUUUCUGUGCAAAUCUGUGCAUGUUUAACUAGAUACCGCCUCAUCUGCACAUUUAAACAUUUGAGAAAACUUGUAAAACAAUAAAUAAUUUUCUUAAUGUACGUAAUCAACUUGGGAAGUUUCAUGGUGAUAUUUAUUAAUUAAAAAAAUGUACCCUAUUCACCUGGGGUGUCUCCUCUUAAAUGUUAUGAGCGCAACACAGUGCGUGCUUCACUGCUAAUGUGAUUUGAUCUAUGACACCGUGCACGUCAAAGAUCUCCCUUUUACUGUUAUACUGUUUGAAGCAGUCGAGCAAAACUAAAGUAACAUACAUUUGUCUUACUAAUUGACACCUUAAGCAAGAAGUGCUUCUCUCAAUUACUUUAACCCCACACCGUGUAGUUUUCUCUCUCUCUGCAGCCACAGAAGUCUUCACACAGCUUUCUUCUCAUUCACAGUAAUGCUCCCCAACACCUGUAAAAAGACUAUCACCUGAGUUUAGCUGAUCUAGAUGUAAUCAAUCAGGUGUUUGGCUUGUAAACAUUCACACCAGGGUCAGAGAUGGAGACAGAGGGCUCUGUGGGAUGUCUGACACGAUGGCUGCUGGGGCUCGUCAUUUCUCGCAUACUUGUCUGUCCAAGCUACACUUUGUAUUGUAAGGCUUAUGUGACACUAAAACAAGUGAUGGAAGUCAUGAUUUGACAGACUAAAACUGGAGACGUUGUGCAAAACCAAAUGAUGUAGGAGAUUAAAAACUUGAUAAAAACA
Epinephelus lanceolatus (giant grouper) is the source of this 3811-nucleotide messenger RNA. RefSeq names its product ring finger protein 5 (gene rnf5). Gene Ontology annotation, biological process: ubiquitin-dependent protein catabolic process. Gene Ontology annotation, cellular component: endoplasmic reticulum. The record is from RefSeq and is a predicted model, not a curated record. Gene Ontology annotation, molecular function: metal ion binding; ubiquitin protein ligase activity. NCBI's taxonomy places the organism in Eukaryota, Metazoa, Chordata, Actinopteri, Perciformes, Serranidae.